This is a messenger RNA of Haliotis rubra (blacklip abalone), 768 nucleotides long. RefSeq names its product zinc metalloproteinase dpy-31-like. The record is from RefSeq and is a predicted model, not a curated record. The coding region runs from base 1 to 768 and encodes 255 amino acids. NCBI's taxonomy places the organism in Eukaryota, Metazoa, Mollusca, Gastropoda, Lepetellida, Haliotidae. Gene Ontology annotation, molecular function: metalloendopeptidase activity; zinc ion binding. Gene Ontology annotation, biological process: proteolysis. The transcript has 6 exons.
AUGACCGCAUAUGUCAAACAGGACAUCAUCUGUGAUAGCUGUGCCAAAUAUCCCAUUCUCAGGAAGAUUCUGAUGUUGGAGAUGACUGCAGACUGCUUCAACUAUACCAUGUGCAAGACCCACUUUGUGCUUGACAGAACGGUCAAACAGGACAUCAUCUGUGAUAGCUGUGCCAAAUAUCCCAUUCUCAGGAAGAUUCUGAUGUUGGAGAUGACUGCAGACUGCUUCAACUAUACCAUGUGCAAGACCCACUUUGUGCUUGACAGAACGGCACGUCUGAAUACGAAGGCUCUACGUCUGGCGACCGGCAAGAGGAUAGCCCGCCCUAACAUACCCCCGGAGGAGAUAGGCGUUGACGGGGCGUACGAGUCAGACAUGAAGCUCACACCAGAACAGAUGAUGAUGCUUGGCAAUGAUGAUCGGCCAGGGGGCUCCCGCUUCAGGAGGAAGGCCGUAGCACAGGACCAGUACCUCUGGCCUAACAAUGUCGUCGUAUACGAGUUCGACUCUGAUCUACCAUCCAGCUAUCGUGACAACAUCCAUCGGGCCAUACAGCACUGGGAAGAUCUGACCUGUAUCAGGUUCAAGGAGUACUCCACAGCUCUGCAUGAUGACAGUCGUGUCAAGUUCUACCAGGGACCUGGAUGCCAGUCGGCCAUAGGACGGAUUGUUGGUGGUCAAGAAACAUCCAUCGGCACAAGAUGUAACACUGUAAGUCUGUUUGCCUUCAUUACAUACAUUUCCUGUGUGGAUACCUUCAAACCAUGA